This is a messenger RNA of Coccomyxa subellipsoidea C-169, 1155 nucleotides long. RefSeq lists its product as hypothetical. The coding region runs from base 1 to 1155 and encodes 384 amino acids. Lineage: Eukaryota; Viridiplantae; Chlorophyta; Trebouxiophyceae; Coccomyxaceae. Gene Ontology annotation, molecular function: DNA-binding transcription factor activity. Gene Ontology annotation, biological process: regulation of DNA-templated transcription. The record is from RefSeq and is a predicted model, not a curated record. The transcript has 6 exons.
AUGGCAUUUCUUCGGGACGCUGAGGACUUCCUAGCACGCCUACCAUCCAUUUCCCUUGAUGGAAUGGACCCCCUGUUCCCUCAAGGCGACCCGGCUCUGGCGAAGUCGCAGUACGCUGAGGUGGUGCCCACCAAGGUCAACAUGGCAGCCCAGAAGUGCACCAUCACGACAGGCCCGCAGCCCUUCCCGCCCUUCGACCCCUCUGCCAAGCAGGGGCGCAGCAAGUCGACUGCGACCCACUACAGCCCCAACACAACCCUCUACCCAAUGUCCUAUCUGGAGAGUUUCAGUGGCGCAGAGGGCGGCGAUCACACUGGGGGGGAGCAUGAGGAGUCUCUGCAGGCGCGGCAUUCCAGCCUGCAGUCCUGCUCCAGCGAUGCGGCUGAGGAAUGGAACCUCCGCCGCUCCCCUCGCAACUCCAACUCGCCCAAGAACAAGGGUCCCAGAGAGAAGCGCAAGGUGGGCCGGCCGAUCGCAUACUGCGGCGACCCAGACUCACCGGAUCUUACCCCGGCCGAGCGCCGCCGCAUCAAGCGCCGCAUCGCAAAUCGCGAGUCGGCCCGCCGCGUGCGCGCGCGCCGCCAGGACCUCAUCGAGGAGAUGGCCGUCAAGGCCGAUGAGAUGGAAAAGCACAACAGCACGUUGGCUUCGCACGCGACGGCGGUGGAGACUCAGCACGCGGCGAUGAUGCGUCAGAUGGGCGAAUAUUCCUCGCGGCUGCAGGCGACAGCCGCGCAGAACAAGGCGCUGCAGCGAGAGAUUGCCCACCUUCGCCACCUGCUCGAGAAUAAGGGCGAGGUGAUGUUGCCAAAGGAGGACCAUGCCUGCCCAAGCUCCUGCUCCCAGUCCGCUCAGCAGCCAGUCAACCACAGCACCGCGUGCAACUACCCCGGAGCCCGCGCUUCUGGCGCUGCCGACACGACCCUCGGUGCCGGGCCGGUCUUCAGCAACGGCAUGCGCAGCGCGUUCGCGGUCUCAGCCGAUUUGCCGGCGGAGGAGCCGCACCAGGUUACGGACCUGCCCAUGUGCAGCGCCGCCAGCAUGGACCAGUUGCUGCCCAACAUGGGCCUCACCCCUUCGAUGGCGUUCCCUUGGGAGACCGGCUUCUCUGUUGGCAAGGCCCCCAGCUUCGCCCUGCCUAUUGAAAUGUUCUGA